Molecule: messenger RNA, 670 nt
Organism: Manihot esculenta (cassava)
Lineage: Eukaryota; Viridiplantae; Streptophyta; Magnoliopsida; Malpighiales; Euphorbiaceae
Product: NADH-ubiquinone oxidoreductase 20.9 kDa subunit
Exons: 2
Coding region: 96-413 (105 amino acids)
Source: RefSeq, a predicted model, not a curated record
GAAGCCUAGGAAAAACCAGGUAGCAGACGAAGUGAAAUAGAAGGACAGACGGGACGCAGACUAAAAUCUCUCGCUGAAGAAGAAAAAGAGAAAAGAUGAAUACAGAUAUCACAGCAUCCGCUAAACCAGAGUACCCGGUCAUAGAUCGCAAUCCUCCAUUCACUAAGGUCGUCGGUAACUUCAACUUUCUCGAUUACUGCCGUUUCUCCACCAUUACGGGCGUCUCCGUCACCGUCGGCUACCUCUCUGGGAUCAAGCCAGGGAUAAGGGGGCCGUCAAUGGUUACUGGAGGACUGAUAGGCCUUAUGGGAGGUUUCAUGUAUGCUUAUCAAAACUCGGCAGGUCGACUCAUGGGGUUUUUCCCUAAUGAGGGUGAGGUUGCUCAGUACCAGAAACAUGGUUUCAAGAAUUAGGAUUUCGAUGGUUCUAUUACUGAAUGAUUUUCGCAAAUGAAAAGAAAAAAUAGAUUUAAGAUCUCUCUUUGUUAGCAUAAUUUCGAAGAUGAUUAUGGUAAUAAUUGGAUCAUCUUUUGCUCUUGAUUCCAUUUUGAUACUCAAUCUUGCUUAAUUUAGAUGUCAAAUUGGGUUAUGGACCAAUAUUAGGCGCAUUUCUAGUUCUCUUUCUAUUGAUGUACUUUGUAUUAUAUAUGUUUGAUCCUGCAUUGUGCUUA